This is a messenger RNA of Chinchilla lanigera (long-tailed chinchilla), 5611 nucleotides long. RefSeq names its product erythrocyte membrane protein band 4.1 like 4B (gene Epb41l4b). Gene Ontology annotation, molecular function: cytoskeletal protein binding. Gene Ontology annotation, cellular component: cytoskeleton. Lineage: Eukaryota; Metazoa; Chordata; Mammalia; Rodentia; Chinchillidae. The record is from RefSeq and is a predicted model, not a curated record.
GAGGCGGGGGCUGCGGGCGCAGGAAAAGGCGCCUUGGAAGCGGGCGCUCGGCGGGGCCUCCUGCGGCCGUGCGCGGCGCGGCGAGGGGGAGCGAGGAGCGGCGGGCGCGGCCAAGGCCACCCUCUACUGCCGCGUCUUCCUGCUCGACGGGACCGAAGUGAGCGUGGACCUGCCGAAACAUGCCAAAGGCCAGGAUUUGUUCGAUCAGAUUGUAUACCACCUAGACCUUGUGGAAACAGACUACUUUGGCCUCCAGUUCCUCGACUCUGCCCAGGUCACACACUGGCUGGAUCAUUCUAAACCCAUCAAAAAGCAGAUGAAACUUGGACCUGCUUAUGCUUUGCACUUUCGAGUUAAAUACUAUUCUUCAGAACCGAACAACCUUCGAGAAGAGUUUACAAGGUACCUGUUUGUUUUACAACUCAGGCAUGACAUCCUUUCUGGAAAGUUGAAAUGCCCCUAUGAAACAGCUGUGGAAUUAGCCGCUCUCUGUCUACAAGCGGAGCUUGGGGAAUGUGAACUUCCAGAACACACACCAGAGCUUGUGUCUGAGUUUCGGUUUAUUCCAAAUCAGACAGAAGCAAUGGAAUUUGAUAUCUUCCAGAGAUGGAAAGACUGCAGGGGAAAGAGCCCUGCCCAGGCGGAACUCUCCUAUCUGAAUAAAGCGAAGUGGCUGGAAAUGUAUGGGGUAGACAUGCACGUGGUCAGGGGAAGAGAUGGCUGUGAAUAUUCUCUUGGACUGACCCCGACAGGCAUAUUAAUCUUUGAAGGAGCUAACAAAAUAGGCUUAUUCUUUUGGCCUAAAAUUACCAAAAUGGAUUUUAAAAAGAGCAAACUGACCCUUGUGGUGGUGGAGGAUGAUGACCAGGGACGUGAGCAAGAGCACACCUUUGUGUUCCGGCUGGACAGCGCCCGCACCUGCAAGCACCUGUGGAAGUGUGCCGUGGAACACCAUGCUUUCUUCCGCCUGCGCACGCCAGGCAAUGGGAAGGCCAGCAGAUCCGACUUCAUCCGCCUGGGCUCCCGCUUCAGGUUCAGUGGGCGGACGGAAUAUCAAGCUACACAUGGCGCCAGGUUACGAAGAACCAGCACCUUUGAGAGGAAGCCCAGUAAACGUUACCCAUCCCGGAGACAUUCCACAUUCAAAGCAAGCAACCCGGUGAUAGCUGCACAGCUCUGCUCUAAAACAAAUCCUGAAGUCCAUAAUUACCAGCCUCAGUACCACCCUAGCGUCCACUCCAGCCAGCCCCGGUGGCACCCUCACUCUCCAAACGUCAGCUACCCACUCCCCUCCCCAGUGCUCAGCCCCUCGGAGCGGCUGCCCUUUGGCGUCGAGGAGAACGGGGGCACACCAUUCCCUCCGAAAGCUUCAGGAAGGCACCACCACCAGCAUCACCACCACACCAACUACGGCCUCUCGCUGACCCUGGAGAACAAGGAGGGGCCUCUGAGGUCCCCGAACUCCAACAGCAAGUCCCAUACAAAACUGAGUCCAGGAGGACCUGCUCUGUUCAGCGAGGCUGCUGCCCACCUGAAGAAGCUGGAACUAGAGACUGUGAAAGCUGCUGGACCCUGGCCUGCUCUGCACAUCAACUUAAACAAGGCUGAAGAGAAGAAAGUUGCUGAGAAGACACUGCAGACCCCACUGCUGCCUUCCCCAGUGGCGGACCACGUGAAGUGUAACAUCCUGAAAGCACAGCUGGAGAAUGCCUCCCGGGCCAAUGCCCAGAUAGGAAAGGAGGAAUCAACGUUUGUAAAUAUCACUAAGAAGUCAAGUCUUCAGGAUGCUAAUGUAAGAAGCCCUAUCCCUAUUCGUGUGGAAGCCGCCCAGCCAGCUGUGGAAAAGCCAGAAAUCAAGCCUCCCCGAGUGAGGAAGUUAACAAGACAAUAUAGUUUUGAUGAAGACGACCUCCCCCCAGACCUGGCUGAGGCAGUGGGAGCGACCACAGCCACAACCACCAACACCACGACAGCUGCCACACAAGUUGCAGUCCCACUGGCGUCCCCCAAGCUCCAGAAAGUCAGCUCACCUCAUAAGUCAGAAGGCAAGGGCCAGCCGUCCCCAGGGGCCAAGAGCCCCUCCGACCGAGGAGGUACCUUCACCUUGGAACCUGGCGAUCUUCUGAUGGAUUUCACAGAAGCCACUCCUCUGGCAGAGCCCGCCAGCAGCCCCCACUGUGCCCGCUCUCGCUGCUCUCCUUCACUCUCUCUCCCCAUGAAGGAAGAGACCACUGGAGUUUGCAUGUACCCUCCAAUCAAAACGAGGCUGAUAAAAACGUUCCCGGCUGAUACAAUGAGCCCAUUUCCUGAUCCUUUUACCACGGGGCCACAGUUUACCGCAGACUUUAGAGACAGUAAAUUACAGUGCUGUCCUGGCCAGUCUUCCCCACUGAUCCCAGCAGUGGCCCUGAGGCCUUUGACAGAGACCGUCUCCACAGUACAGACCAUCUAUAAUGCCCGAAAGCCUGUUUCUCUGGCAGCCAGUGCAGAGACACUCCGGCACGAGCUGGAAAGAGAGAAAAUGAUGAAAAGACUGUUGAUGACCGAACUGUGAAAUUCUCCUCUUAUCGCCUGGAGGAUGGCAUGGUGCCUUCUGUCCGUUUCCUUUCUUCGGGCUUUGUGUGCUCACUUUAGCACAACAUACAAAUGUCGUGUGCUGUGUUUGCCCGGGUCUCAUGGUUAGUGGAAGCCAACUUCUGGCUCGACUAUUACUGGAAAAGUUACUUUAGUCUCCUGAGCACUAGAAGUUUUUUUUUUCACUGCUCAGUGUAAUUGAGACAAGAUUUGAUAAGGCUAGGAAAAGAAAGAAAGGAAAACUGGGAUUCCUGUUCAAAAGCACCUGGGUGCAUCUGUUAAUAGCCGCAGUGGUUAAGCUGACACAGACUCCUUUGCUAACAAUCUGAACCACAUGAUUUUGUAUGACAGAAACUUGCACCAAGCUUUGACUGAUUGUUAAGGAAUCAUUUUUAAUGAGAUUCUUUACUGCUGGUUUUUCAUUUACACUGAUAAACACAUGGAUCUUCUAAAAUCCUUUAUUUUUAUUCAGACGUGAGCAGAUGAGCUAAAAAAAAAGGUUACAUGUCACUAUGUCUUAAAAUACUUCAGUUUAACCUGAAAUAUAAUUUAAUGUGUAAUCUUGUUGGAUAUAAUAUUAUCCACAAUAAAUAGAAUUUAUCAUUGAACCCAAAGUAGGCAAUGCCAGCUUAAAUUGUCUAAAAAUCUUUACAGGGUUAAGAUAAUUCAAUAUCAAAAAGAUUCGUUCUGGUGUUCCAUAAAGGAAAAUUAUUUCUAAAGUUGGUUAGUUUAUGUCCUGUUGAUAGAACCUUGACCAGAAGAAACUUUGCUCUCUUUUUAUAUAGUUUCAAGAAAUGUGUUUUUAAAUUUUUAUUAUGCACUUGAUUAACUUUGCAGGAAUAAAGGAACCCCCAGCCACAAACUAGCCUUCUAAAUUAUUUCCCUGGAUUUUUCAAUGAAUAUGCACACCUUUUACAAAGCUAUGAUCAGUGUGUACAUUCCAUGUUGUUAUAUGCUCCACCUAACACUUCUCCCCUUAUCAAACAUCCUAUUUUCACCAAUGUAAAUGUCUUUAUAUCCAUAUAACAUGGUUAACGUUAUUUCUCCCCAUUAUUAGCAAGUUGAAUCAUACCCAGUUUUUCACACUUAUAAAUAGUGCUGCUAUGAAUGUCUUUGUAAAAAAAAAAAAGUUCCUUUCUUUGGAUUAUCCCCUUGGGAAUAUCUCCAAAGAGGGAUUACAAGGUCAAAGAGCAUGAAGUAUUUUAUAGCUCUUAUUUUAUAUUGCCAGAUUGCUUUUUAGAAAGAUCCAAUCUCGGGGUUGGAGGACCUUACAGGUCAUUGAAUUUCCCUUCCCCCUUCUGAAUGCUUGAAUCCCCUCUACAAUUUAUGAUGCCACCAGCAAUGUGUAAGAAUUUUUAUUUACCAAUAGCUCUGCUAGAACUGGGUUUUGCCAUUUUUAUUUAUUUUUGCUAGUUUAAUAGAUGUGUAUAAUUGUUCUUGAAAAGUUGUUUUAUUUCAUUAAUUACUAGCAAGCCUGAGUACCUUUCCAUGUGAUGAUUUACUAGAUGUAUUUCCCCCUGUAUGAACUGUCCAUCUGUUUCUUAUGACCCACCUGUUAAGUGGACUUGAGCUCAUACAUUUGUAUCAGAGCUGUAUUUUUAUGUUGUAUUGUAUAGUUUGCUCUCUUGUCCCUAUCCUUACAAAUGAAUGGUGCCAAUCAUUUGAUACUAAUGACUAUAAAAAAGUAAUGCCUCGUUUACUAGCAUUGUUGUAAAUGAAGGUUAUAAGAAAACAUUCAGAUAACUGAGGAGUAACCCUUUCAGUGCUGACUCUUUAAAAUUUUAAUAUUUUUUGGAGGGAAAUCUUUCUAAAUGUAUUAUAUUACCUGCUUCCCUGCCUUAGUAAACACAGUAUACUGGAGAGUAUUUAACUUUUUCUUGGUCAUCAAAAUCAUCACCCCGUUUUUACCCUGGUGUGAUGCAGUGAUGUCACCAGGAGCUAUCAAAAUGCAUAGGGCUUGGCUUGGCCUUUUGCAGGCUAUUACAGUCUUCUCAUUGCUGGUUUUUUUACUGCUCUGUGCUCUGUUAUUGGAGCUAUCUGAGGCAAUUGUAACUUCGGGGGCCUUUUACCCUGGUGACCCCAGAUGUACUUUUAUAAUGGCUUUAGCUGUUCUUUGUCUUGUGGACAUGACACAAAACAUGUUCUUGUACAACAUGGGGUUGUCACUCCUUGCCGAUCCAGAGCCUCUUCCUCUUCUAAAUUGCUUUCUGAGGCGUCUACUCUUCCAUGUCCUGCUCCUGAUGGAAACCUUCAGGACACAGCCGAAGAUUUCCUGGGGAAGCCGGGGCACCAAGUAUUUCAUUAUGUGUCAGGUCUGCUUUGCUUCCAAGGAGGAAUGCAUGGGCUUUUUGGCUGCUGUUUCCAGGAGGCUGAGUCUCCUGCUCUUCCCCACCUCCCCUUGGGUUCACAGGCGUUUCUGAAGAUGAAUGUCACUGGAAAUCUGACCACAAACAUGUUGGCUGUUAUUGUAUAUGAAAACCCAGUACGUUCGGCAGCUCCCCUCUAACCAGUAAAAUCAAAAGGUUUCCACUGUUUCAGCAGUCGUCCUGGUUAUUUACCUACUUAAAUGUAUGAUGGGUGCUUGGCACUUCGACCUGAGAAGAUGAAAUUGUAUCGGGUGGAUUCAGUGACUGAGAGGAGUUAUGCAACUGCUUCACUUUUUAUGUGCCAAAACCACAACAGUAGCACCGUAAAGUCACACAGCACACACCUUACAUUCGAGGGAAAAUCAUUUCACUAACAGAAUCAUUUCAUAGUGAGGGCUGGCCAUAGUCUCCUGGUGGGCGUGGUGGGUUACUUCAGGGCCUGGGAAUCCUCAGUCCACAGGGUUUAUAGACUGUGCACCUCACAGAUCAUUAGGUUUGAAGAGUUUGGAAACAGAACCCUUGAACAUUCAGGAAAUCCCACCAGGAUGCAUCCAGGAUUUUGUUUUUCCAAAAUAGCACGGGAGUAUUCUAAUAUCACUGUUACCUUUCUUUCACCAUCUCAAAGAUCACAGCUUUUUAAAAGAUUCAAAUAAAAAUCACCAUUUCAUCCA